Molecule: messenger RNA, 2756 nt
Organism: Dalotia coriaria
Lineage: Eukaryota; Metazoa; Arthropoda; Insecta; Coleoptera; Staphylinidae
Gene: Pcif1
Product: Phosphorylated CTD-interacting factor 1
Exons: 4
Coding region: 263-2329 (688 amino acids)
Cellular component (GO): nucleus
Molecular function (GO): RNA polymerase II C-terminal domain binding; mRNA (2'-O-methyladenosine-N6-)-methyltransferase activity
Source: RefSeq, a predicted model, not a curated record
AGUUUUGUUCAGUCAGCAAAUGGCGUCUGUUGCGGUGAGGUGUACGUAAUUUUUCGGCGUAGUUCAUGAAUGAAGACGUUCGCGCGUGUUUGCAAACAACCGAAAACAACUAGUAAAGAGCGCGCAUCCACUUGGUACGAGUGCAAGUCCACUGCGAUGUAUUCGAUAGCGUCGUGUCGCACUAUCACCUCGAAUAAUCGCCGUCUAAUUAAAGCGUAACGAAUAAAAAGCAACGUUUCGCGCCUGAAACCGCGCCAGUGCAAUGAACGAGGAGUCCGAACCCAAGCCACCGCCGCCGGUGUCGAUGUGGCCACCGGGUGCACUGGACCCAUCAGCUGGUGUAAAUAUGAGCCCCGUCCAGCUUCAGCACCACGGCAUCGCGGUACCCACGACGCCACAAGGCGCUCCGGCACCGGUGAACGCUGGCAUUGAAUAUGAACUGCCGCUGGAGUUGACACAGCAGGGUUGGCGUAAGUUUUGGUCGAAGCGUGAGAACCGACCCUAUUUCUGGAACAAACUCUCUGGCGAGAGUCUCUGGGAGACGCCACAGUUGAAACCUGCGUUUGACCCGCUCACAGACCCAUUGGGCAUCCAACAUAUACCAGCGGCGGCACCUGUGACGGGCUGUACACCACCCGGUGCCAGUCCAGCGAUACCACCAACUGGUGGUGUUACUAAACGUCGACCUUCCGAAGAAUUAGCUGGUCCCCAAAUGAAAAAGUUUGUCCUUGCUGGUCCAUGGGACUUGGACGUGCUGACGAAUGUUAUUAUAUUGGAACGUCAGCCGUAUCCCUAUAUGCAUUCGCAUCCAGAGCUGGAACUUUUUCGAUGCGGGUUUCUCGCUAAGUUAAGACAGUGCUAUCAAGAGUUGUGCCAUUCGCGAGAGUCAAUUGAUGCGCCGAAGGAUUCCUUCAAUCGCUGGCUGAUGGAGCGCAAAGUCAUCGACUCUGGCUGUGAUCCGCUGCUGCCGAGCUGCUGCUAUCCCGAGAUCUCACAUGCUAUGUAUAAGGAGAUCAUGAACGACAUACCCAUUAAGCUGGUGCGGCCGAAAUUCACGGGGGAUGCGCGCAAGCAACUCUCGCGAUAUGCCGAAGCAGCGAAGAAGAUUGUCGAGUCACGGAAUGCCGACAGUGAGAGUCGGAAAGUCGUCAAAUGGAAUGUGGAUGAGACGUUUCAGUGGUUGAGGAGGACCGUGGGUGCCACCUAUGAUGACUUUCAAGACAGAUUGAGGCAUUUGAAGCAGCAAUGUCAACCGCACCUAACAGAAACAGUAAAGUCAUCCGUUGAAGGCAUCUGUUUAAAAAUCUACAAUCUAUCUAGUGAAUAUGCUAAGAAGGUGAGAGAUAAGUCCAAUGUGUUACUGAAGGAGCAUGGAAUGGAGCUACCUCCAGUAAUACCCAACAACAGCACUAGAAAAGUCUGGUGUUACCCCAUACAGUUUGCCAUACCUUGUCCCAGGCUACCAACUGUUGAGUAUGUUCCUGAUAGGGAUCAGGCAUUGCUUAGGUUUCAAGGAGAUACCCUAGCCAUAAACAGCACGCACUUACAAAAAUUGGAACACCUUUAUCGCCAUAGUUGCUUCGACGAUAAAAAGUUCGAAUUGUUUAUUCCUCGUGUCUGGGUUUUGUUGAAGCGUUAUUCAACAUUUUUGGGCGUGAGUCCUUCACAGUCCAAUGCUAGUGCAGAUGUGCAGGACACGCAAGCCGCCUUACCAAUUCCCGUCUUCGAAUGUCUUCAUCGAAUGUUCGGCGUGACAUUUGAAUGCUUCUCUUCGCCUUUGAAUUGUUACUUCAAGCAGUACUGCUCGGCGUUCCCAGACUGCGACUCGUACUUUGGCAGCCGCGGGCCUUUCCUGCAACUUAAGGCGGUGUCGGGUUCAUUUCAGGUACAUCCGCCAUACUGUGAAGAGUUAUUAGAAGCAGCUGUUGAUCACAUGGAGGCUCUACUAGCCGAUAGUCCAGAACCGCUGAGUUUUAUUGUAAUUAUGCCCGAUUAUCGGGACCCGACACCUUCCGGCGUACAGAGGCUUGAGGAUAGUCAAUUUAAACGCAAACAGGUGACGAUACCCGGCUACGAGCAUGAAUUUCGGCAUGGGUUUCAACACGUUUUAACAAAGUCCGAAAUAAAUGUUCGGGUGGGUCAUGGUACUGUAAUCGCCUGGCUUCAGAACGCUGCGGGUCAGCAGCGUUGGGGUCCGACGGAGGAGCGAGUAGAAGCUUUACUGGAAGCAUUUCGACCAGGCAGGGAGCGCGAAAGGGACAGGCAGGAGUUGCUGAGUCCUACGCGCCAGGGCAACACCACCGAUACGAAAGAAGUAUUACUACAUUAAUAGCGAAUGUUCUUUUAUUACGCUCGAAAAUAUCGACAAGUACCUGAUACAUUUGAUCUAUAUCCACAAUUACACGCCAACCCUCAUAUAUUGCUAGCGCAUCUGUUGAAGUGGGCUCAUGUGCAAAUUUACUUUUAUGUUCGACGAUGAUUACUAAUCAUAUAAUUUUGGUUUCGCCUGUCUAAUUGUAGGCAGGAGCAGCGUUAAAGCGUACUAAAACUUAACUAAAUUGACUAUUUGUAUAUAUUGCCAUUUAUUCUGUUUGUAGAUUUACCUAUUUUGUUUAAUUCGCUGUAGGCGAUUGAAACUUUUAUUGAUUUGAGUUCCAAUCGUCGGAACUGGCAAAUAGAGAAUCAUUGUAAAUUUUGUAAUAUAGUAAAUAAGAAAUUAACGAGCUAUGCAAAUACACUGGAUAUAUAAUCAUCAA